AACUGAGUUGAUUUGUUGUAGAGAGAAAUCACUCCGUGGAUUUUUUGUUGAUUUGUUGUUAACAGAGAAUCGUGAGAGAUGAGAAACUGUAAAGGAAGAAAGAAACAGAUGAGAUCUAUAGCGUGUGUGUGUGUGUGUGUGAUAGAUGGUGAGAGAUGAGGCUAGUGAAACCCAGAAUCUGAGACUUGUGAAAGAAAGAGAUCGAUAGAGUAUAGAGGAAGAGAAAUGAAAAGAUAGAUUAAUUCUUAUCCGUUGGAUUACAAGUAAUCAAUGGUUUAAAAUAUUAAUCCAAAUUUUGAGGAACUGACCAAUAAGAAGAAAGGUGGAAGAUCACAAAGGAGUGAUUUUGAGCCUUUGGAUCAAAAUCAAUCAAAGGCCAAAAAACAACUAAUAAAGAUUAUACUUUUUAUUUAUCUAUAAUUAUUUAAAAAUGUCAAAAUUUAAAUAAAUUUAUAUAGAAUUUUAACUAAAAGUUUUCCAUUUGAAUUUUGUGGUUAUGUGAUUUAAAAACUAAUUUGAUAAAAAGAUUUUAAAUGCUAGUAUUUCUUCUUUUUUGUUGUUUAUUUGUUUAGUGGUUUUUUAUUUUCGAAAUGUAUAAUGUAAAAUUUUAUAUGUUGUAUAUAAUUUGAGAAAUAUAUUAUAUAUACAUAUAUAUUAUAAAAUUAUAUUUUAUUUAAAGUUUGAGGUUUAGUGUUCUAUCACAUAGGUUGAAGUAUGUGGUUUAGGGUUUAUGGUUAAAGUUUGAAAAUAGAUAUAUUGCUUAAGAUUAAUUUUUUUUAAAAAAAGUUAAUUUUAAGAUUUGGAGUUUAAGUUUUCAAGUAUUAUAAAGCUUAUUGUAUUAGAAUUUAAAGUUUGUGUAUAGAGUUUAGGGUUUGAAAACUUGUUUAGGGUUUAGGGAUUCAAAAUAUCAAACAUAGCGUUUUAGUUAUGAGUGUUACGGGAAUCAAUACAUAGCGUUUCUUACCUAAAGUGCUAUGUAAACUAUGUAUCAUAAAAUUUAAAAUCCAACCCAACUAAAGAUAGCGUUUUUAUUUUUAGAAACGCUAUCUAAAACUAAAAGAUGUAUCAACCAUAGCAGAAACGAAAAAAACGCUAUCCUACUCCGUUAUAAAAACUCAUUUUUCUUGUAGUGCUUAUUCAUAAGUCCCAAUGAAGACAGUCCCUUAAUCUACGGUUAGGUGGUGGCUGCUCACCGCCCUCGCUUGUCUCACCUCUUCUUUUUUCUUUUUAUAUCUUCUAUCACAUCCACCUUUCUCUUUUAACAAAAAUACAUCCUCUCACAUCUUUAUUCUAAUUUUUAAAUAAACGUUAUUUUUAGAAUAGUUAGCCAAGAUUUGCAAACCAAUGCUUCUAAUUCUAAUUUAGGACAAUCUCAAAAUUCAGUAAAGUCCAAGAAGAAAGGACCAAUUAACUUUAGUUUGGUUACUAUUUAAGUUUGGAUGAUUCAUUACUUUGUCAAGGGUUAGAGCACCCCCAUUAGUGAACCCUAUAAAAGGGGUUUACAAAGUAUUUUUUUAUUAUAUUUUUUUGUUUGAUUUUUGUUUAAGAAAAAAAAAAUUAAUUAAUCGGAACAAUCGCGGACCCCCACGGCACUACAGUGAUGAACGAGGUUCACUAGGAAGAGGUGGAGAGAGACAAGUUCAUCACUAUUCAUUAUUUUAAUUUUUUUUUUUUUUGGAAUCUGUGUGAACCCUCCCCAUAAAUUCACUAAUGGGGUUGCUCUUAUAUCUUUACAUUUCCUACCGCGUCAGAGUCUACCCAAUAAUUUAACAAGGAUUUUCUUUCACAGAUUUAUCCCUUUAAUAUCAGAAUUUAAAAUUUUAUACAGAAUGAGUCAAUGAGAAGUCAUACGUGACACUAUACUAAAAUUAUUCAGAAAUUAUAAUAAAACGUGAAAGUGAAUUGUUAAAUAGAAGUAUACGUGAAAGUAGUCGAAGUGUUUUUUUUUUUCAAAAAAAAUAUAGUCGAAAUGUAACCAAAUAAACAAUAUAAACCACAUAGACCCCAUGUUCUAAAAUGCGCCCGCACCGGACGAUUAAUCGACGGAAAACCGCUGAGCAGUGGGUCAGCGUAGCGAUUACGUCCUACUCGGUCACUAAAUCGGAGUUUUUUUUUUUUUUUGCAACUUUUUUUCUAUUGAAAACAUGAGAAAAAAACAAAACAGACUAGCCAAACCUUAGUGUUUUAGGUUUUAGCCCAGUAGAAAAGAUACACAUCAAGUUACAAAACAUAGCAAAAGUGAAGAUGUCGAUAUCAUUGAGGUAGGUAGAAGUAGAGGUUGCAUGGAUUUCACCAAUAAUAACUAAGUUGGAGAUCGGAUCCAGAACUGGAACAUGGAGGAGGCAGCGACCGGGUUUACUUCCCGAAGACUAUUGAUUCUAUUCUUUACCGUUCUAUUCACAGCAGCCGCUAUUGAGUCGACAGAGCGGUAACAUUGGCGAUGCAGUCUUGAGUUCCUCUCAGCCCAAAGGGAGUAAAUAGCAAGUUUACGUUUUUGAGGGUUUACAGCUUGAAAUCGUGUCUAACAUGUUAAAUCCACAUGUUUAAACUUUAAAGUAAAAACAGCAAGAAAAUCACAAAGGAAACAUAUGAAAGAAAAUCACAAAGGAUGGCGGCCGUGGGAAAUUUUCUGGAUAACUCUCAAAAUCUAGAGGAAGAUGAUGAAAAUAUUACUGUUAUGCCAUUGAUGAAUAAAAAGUAAAACAAAAACAAAAAAAAAGGUUCUUGGUUAGGAACUCGGGAACUAGAAAACUAUUUACCAAGCCAAUAACCACCAGACCACAGAAACAAUCAAUGUUUGUUGCAUAAUUCACAUAAUUAUAUAUACAAUUUUCAAAAAUAGUGAAAUAAACCCCAAAAUUAAUCUCCGAUUAAUCGUGUUGAUUAAUCUCCGAUUAAUCGUCGAUUAAUCUCCGGCUUUUUAUCAACUCGCUAUGUCCAGCUCAACCGUCCGACUCACGUCUAGUGCAAUUUCGAACAUGACAUAGACCUAAUACAAAAAGGUCAAUUAUAACUUUUAAGUAAUUUUACUUGGAUUAAAUAUGAUAAAUCAAAUCAACCCCCACAAGCAUUAAAAACUACAUUAAAGACCAAUAUAAAGAGACCACAAGAGGUUCACUCCAAACUGCAAUUUUGUUAUUUCAUGUAAAAGAGAUGAAGUCAAUCUUAUCCAGCACUUCCCUCGACUCUUCCUUCUCUCUCUCCAAACGUUACUUCAACUGGAAGAAGAAGAAGGUUCAAGAAAAAGACGAAGAGGAGGAAGUAGAAGACGAUCACAACAACAACAACGAAGAAAAGAUCUUGACACGUUUCAACUUUUCCUCCGACCCGACACAACCAGAUCAGUUCCAUACUCAACACGUGAUGCAAAAGAAGAAGAAGAAAAAGACAAUAGAGAAGAUCCGUUAUGCACUCGGGUUCUCCAACUCGGGUCUAGGUUUUCGGGUCGUGGGUACGUUAUUCGGAAACCGUCAUGGACACGUGUACUUCGCCGUACAGGAUGACCCGACCCGUUUACCAGCUGUUCUGAUCCAGCUACCGACUCCGACGAGCAUACUCGUCAAGGAAAUGGCUUCGGGACUUGUAAGGAUCGCGCUGGAAACGGCAGCGUUUAAGAGGGACUCGAAGAAGCUUCUUGAAGAGUCUACGUGGAGAACGUACUGUAACGGCAAAAAGUGCGGUUACUCGGCCAGGAAAGAGUGUGGAGAGGCGGAGUGGAGAGUGUUGAAGGCGGUGGGGCCUAUUACGAUGGGUGCCGGAGUCUUACCUGCGGCGGCAACGGCGGGGGAAGAAGGGAAUGAAGCGGUGGGGUCCGAGAAAGGUGAGCUCAUGUACAUGAGAGCCCAGUUCGAGCGGGUUACCGGGUCCAGAGACUCGGAGGCCUUUUACAUGAUGAAUCCUGAUGGGUCAAGUGGUGGGCCUGAGCUUAGUGUAUAUUUUCUAAGGGUUUAAGGGGGAAAAACACAAAUUAGUAAUGAUUAAAGAUGGUAGAUUGUGUUUUUGACUAUGGUGUUUUUGUUUAAAUGAUGGGAUAAUGUCAUAUGGGAAAUGUUAUUUAGAACUUAGAAGCAAUAUUGUAUGAAAUCAUUGUUUCUUUCGCAUAUGGUCAAUAUUUUGGAUUAAUGCAAACGUUUGUUUCUCUACUAAACAUGACUUGAAUGACUGGAAAAUUUGAGUGAAAUAAUUGAUUGUAAUUUUUUUUUCAAAUAGCUACAAAAACAGGGAGAGAUCUAAAGUUCAUGUGCUUUAAAGUUUAAAUUUUGUUAUUCAGUCUGUAUCAAUUUUGAGAAUAGAUAAUCAGAUUUUCUCAAAGUAUGUGUAUCUUCUUCGUCUUAUUAGUAUCUAUCUAUCUAAAUUGAAUUACUUUUUAGAAUUAAUCCUUCUUUCAUCGGAAUGGUUACAAUUUGUGCUACUGAAUUAAAUAAUUAUUAAUUAAUUAACCAUAAAUCAUUAAUUUUAUUAGAUUAUUUGCUAUCCAAAGUCUAAAAUUAUCAAACUUAGUUAAGUAACCACGAAUCAUUUAUUUUGUUAGAUUUAUUUCUAACCAAACUUACCAAAUUUAUGAUUAUUCUCUGACUGAAUUGUUUUAUAAGCAAAUUUUACAAUAAAAUUAAACAAAAUUAUUUUAAAUGUUAUUACAAACUUAAAAUCAUAAUUAAAUAGAUCAUAUUUAUUGAUAUAUCUAUAUGUAGUCACAAUUAUUUAUUUCUUUAAAUAAAAUUUAAUGUUGUAAAAUCAACCGAUGAUAAAAUCAACUACCUCUGCUUCUCCAUCUUGUUUGGCUACCGACGGACAAGUCUCAACGUCGGUUUUGUCCGCGCUCGUCAACCGCUCGUGGAGCAUAGAUCUCAACGUACCAACUCCCCCCCCCCCCUCCCCCUUUCCAUCUCAGGGAAGUCGUGAGACACCUAUUUCAACAAAGGUCGCUCCUUUCUCCUUUUUCGGUGCCAGUUUACAAAGUAUCUCAAGGUUAGAUCCAAAUCUCUUCUGAAGCUCUUCAUUUUCCUCGCCUUCUAUUUAGAUACUAUCUCCCUCCUGAUGGACCCAAUUUCGGUUAAUACAUUAAUGGGCCGCGACCAAAGCUAUGGGCCGUGAGGAACCGAAGUCCAUAGCAAGCAAUCAAGCUCAAAAACAAAGGAAUCAAGGUCCCGGAGAUCGCAGAGUAGUUACGGAGAUUACGAAGUCGAUUUAUUAUAAAUCAAGGAGAAGAAACAUGAAGAAGCAUACGCCGAAAACCCUAGAGAGAGCUACAUACUCACAUCAACCUUGUUCUCAUCCCGAUCUUAGACUCUUUCUUUAAGGAUCUCAUUUGUAUCAUUCGAUCUAGCUCAGCUCAUUGUAUUCGAUCUUGUUCAUCAAUAAAGUCAAUUUUUACAUACUGGAAACUGUUUAACAUCGUUGUGUUUUAAAGAUAUCGUUGUCUACAUCAUUUGUCUUCCCUAGAUCAAACUCCGAUCACUAUCAAAUACUUAGUGUAGAUUUUAGGUUCUACACCCCCUACAUGUUCUCUUCUCAUUGGUGGCACUGUCCACCUCCGGCGAAACGUUCCCGGUGACCUCUUCUCUUCUGCGGUACCGGCGUUCAUCAGUUUGAGGUAUCUAAGGGAUUUCAACUUCAUUUUACGUCUGCAUGGCUUAGACCAUUAACAUUAUCAAAUCUGACAGCCCAUUUUAAAGCCUCUCAAGAUCCAAAGUUAUGGAUGAAGAAGAGUUGAUUCAAUUGUUUACGGUCUUUACUGCUUGUUUGCCUUCUCAGAGUUUUUUAAUGAAUUCAGUGGAAUCUCUCGUGCUUGUUUAUGGUCAUAUCCCUACUUUGGGAAUUGUUUACAGAUGGGUUCAUCUGAUCUGGUUUUAGGUUACUUUCAUUAUCUAGCGAGAAGCGCCGUUCACGUCUAGCAUCCUUCAUCUUAGUGAAGCGAAAUACUUUAUCCAUUCUCUCCUUGUUAAGGAGCGUUUUCCUUCUAAACAUUAAAUGGAAGUGUUCAUCUAUAUCUACAACCGUUUUGUUAUAUUGUGUAGCGGUCCAUUUGAAGUGUGAAUGUAAAACAGAUUUCGUUUUGACGAUAUUCCGAGGUGCGGAUUGGGUGCUAACGUCACCUCUUUAUGUGACUAUCUCUCAGCUAUUUGAAUUCGUCGUAAAAGCUUUAUCGACGCAUUCAAGCUUCAUCUUGAAUUUGUUGUCACCUUCUCAUGAAGUACUAUCUUGUCAAUCUGUUUGUGUUAUUAUAGUUUUAUCUUUUGAAUCAAAGAGGAUGGACAUUCUCUUUUUAUUGUAACCGAAAGAGUUGAGGUGGAAUAUAAUUAAGUUGUGUUUCAAAAAAAAAUAUAUAUAUACAGAGAUGGACAGACUUACGUGGGGACUGGUAUGCCUCUGUGAUAAAUUUUUUUUCCAAGCAUGCAGUCUAUGCUGAGACGGAUUGCUCAGACCUGAUUCAUAUGAUCGAAAAUCCCUAUUAUUGGUUCGUUUUCAAGACAAUUGUGUUAGUACCAUUUGAGCUUCCUUUAACAUUUAUAUUAUAAGGCUUAUUCCUCAUAGUCAAAAUGUCUAUGCAUAUAUCCUUACAAAAGGACAAAAACACGAGGAACCAUAUCUUUCAUGUAAAUUACCCUCGACUGUUGGUUCUGGAAUUUAUGGAACCACAAACUCCUAUUUAAAUUUAAUUAUAUAUAUGGUGACUAUUGACGAAAAAGAAUGUAACUUCAAGCGGUCAGAAUUAUACCUCGCUGGAUUGACUGCGUUACCGUGGUGUGUUUAUUAGCAGUGAAUAAGCAUUUUCUGUCAUAUUAAACAAGUUUCAUGAUUUAGUUUAAUGCUUUUCUUUUCUUGAGCUUACCCAUAAGAUAAGUGUUUACAACUAUCCAUGAGUUAAAACUUAAGGCUAGGUGAGUUUAAAACAUGAUAUACUUCAGACAUUCUUUUUAUUAGUUACUCCUUGAAAACUAAUGUAUGUUUGUUUCUUUUUUUAUGAUAUACAUAUUGUUUCAAAUAUAAGAUCAAUCCGUGAGCUUGAUGGUUAAGGGUUAAAUUACCAAGUAAAUAAUUACAAAAUAUCUACCCAUUAAAAAACUCUAGCUGAGAAGGUAGAUUAGUCCAUCCAUAUUGAUACUCCCUAUGAUUUUCGAAGAGAUUUGAUAUGAAAGAUAUAUACAAUGGUGUGAGAAAAAGGUGAUACAUACAAUCUACGCACGUACGUAUCACUUUCCAACGAGAUAUUACAGAUCUGAAUGAAAUCAAAUGAUGUAUAAAAUGAACAAAAACAUAUUUUCAAAGGACCAAAACCUCGCCAAAAAAAAAACAAUUUCAAAAAUCUUCUAAACAUGUAUAUUAUGAUUGUCAAAAAA
Messenger RNA from Brassica rapa (field mustard), 7340 nucleotides. RefSeq names its product protein MIZU-KUSSEI 1-like. The record is from RefSeq and is a predicted model, not a curated record. Lineage: Eukaryota; Viridiplantae; Streptophyta; Magnoliopsida; Brassicales; Brassicaceae. Gene Ontology annotation, biological process: hydrotropism.